GUGACUUAGCUCAGUUUGGCCAAAAAAGAAAUUAAAAAAAAAUCGACCCAAAAAUUAAAGACGAGUUGAUUUUUUCUUAAUGAUUUUCUGGACAUUUUUGUGGAUGCAAAUAUUUUCGUCUUCCCGGCCGAAAGGUUUCCCACAAGGCAAUGGGCAAUUUUGUUCAUAGAUUGACUUGCUUGGAAGUGGCAACUGUAUUUGAGCUAUGAACAACAUCCGAACCUGUUCUUCUGUAUUUUGUUCAUAGCUUGACUUGCUUGGAAGUGGCUCCGGUGAAACUUCAGGCGAAAACUAUAUAUUACGGGACCGACUCUGUUCUUCUGCUUCCCAUGUGCUAUUGUUUCUAAACUAAUGGAGAAUGAUCUUUGUAGCUCGGCCCUCACUUGUUCUCAGACCCACAUGGAGUUUCUCUCUACAUCUCAGGACAUCAAUCUCUCUCGCAACUUCGACCUCCUGCUUACAAUCCCGUCAUACACCGGCGUCGUUUCUAAAUCUAAAGCCUCUCAAUUCCGAGAUCUCAAACUGUAUGAGAAAUGGUUUAGUAGAAGAAGCCCAGAAACUGUUCGACGAAAUGGCUCAAAGAAAUGUUGUGACUUGGAAUGCUAUGAUUCGAGGGUACUUCUUGAACGGGCGGCGUGGUGAUGCGAUUAGCUUAUUUCGUCGAAUGCCCGAGCGUGAUGUUUUCUCUUAUAACACCGUGAUUGCUGGGCUGAUGCAAUGCGGGGAUGUGGAUGGUGCAAAAGAUGUUUUUGCUGUAAUGCCGUUCGGAGAUGUUGUGAGUUGGAAUUCAAUGAUUGCGGGAUAUAUUCGGAAUGAGUUACUCGAGGCAGCGGUUCAGCUGUUCGAUAAAAUGCCUUUGCGAGAUGUAAUUUCUUGGAACUUGAUAAUUGGCGGGCUUGUAAAUUGCGGCCGACUUGAUUUGGCUGAAGAGUAUUUCAAUAGAAUGAGCAGGAGGGAUCUUGUGUCGUGGACCAUCAUGAUCUCGGGGCUUGCGCGUGCAGGACGUAUAGAUGAAGCGAGAGAGCUAUUUGAGAACAUGCCCGUGAAAGAUGCUCGAGCUUGGAAUGCGAUGAUGGCCGGGUAUAUAGAAAAUGACCAGAUUAAAGAGGCAGAGGAGUUGUUCGAGAAAAUGCCUGAAAGGAACUUUGAUUCUUGGAACGAUUUAGUGAAUGGGUUGGUUGGAAGCCAAAGGGUUGAUGAUGCUAGGAGGCUGUUUAUGGAUAUGCCAGAGAAAUGCCAAAAAACAUGGAACAGUAUUGUGCUGGCGUACAUAAGAAAGGGACUGGUAAAAGAAACUCAUGCAUUUCUUGAGAAAACCCCAUAUGGUAAUAUAGUUUCCUGGACUAAUCUGAUCGUGGGAUAUUUUGGGAUUGGUGAAGUUGGGAUGGCUGUGAAAAUUUUUGAAUCGAUUCUGUACAAGGAUGCAACUGUGUGGAAUGCUACAAUAUUUGGAUUAGGAGAAAACGAUCAAGGUGAGGAAGGUUUGAAGCUUUUCACUAGAAUGAUAAGGUUAGGUCCACAUCCUGAUAAAGCUACAUUUACGAGUGUUCUAACAAUCUGUUCCGGCCUGGAAACUUUGCAGCUUGGUAAACAAACACAUGCACUUGUUCUAAAAGCGGGAUUCAAUGGCUUUGUUGCAGUCUCGAAUGCUAUGGUUACUAUGUACGCAAGAUGUGGAAACAUGGACUGUGCUUUGAUAGAGUUCUCUUCCAUGUCAACCAGGGAUGUGAUUUCUUGGAAUUCUAUAAUCUGUGGGUUUGCUCAACAUGGAAAUGGUAACGAAGCUCUGGAGAUGUUUGAAAAAAUGAGAUUGGCUAACGUAGAACCCAAUCAUAUCACCUUUAUUGGUGUUCUGUCUGCCUGUAGCCAUAACGGUCUGGUGGACCAGGGUAGGCACUACUUCAAUUUCAUGAAAAACAUGUGUUCUAUUCAGCCAUUAAGUGAGCAUUACACGUGCUUAGUUGACUUGUUUGGGAGAUUUGGGCUUAUCAAUGAGGCAUUGAGUUUUCUAGUCGAAAUGAAAGCAGAAGGAAUUGAAAUUCCUUCAAGCGUUUGGGGGGCUUUGCUUGGAGAUUGCAGAAUCCACAAGAAUUAUGAUGUAGGUGUGAUUGCAGGUGAGAAGGUCCUGGAGAAGGAGCCUCAUAACUCUGGAGUGUAUUUGAUUUUAGCAGAAAUGUACUUGAGAGGUGGGAAAAGAGAAGAUGCUGAGAGGAUAUUGGCAAGAAUGAAGAUUAAUGGAGUUAAGAAACAACCAGGGUGUAGCUGGAUUGAGAUAAGUAAUAGUGGGCAUGUCUUUCUUUCUGGAGAUCGUUCAAAUCCACAUUUUGAUAGAAUCUGUUGUGUUGUAAAGUUAUUGAAUCUGGAGAUGGAAAAUGAAAUUCUAAAAUGAGAGAAGCCGAGUUCCAAACAGCAUAAUGUUUAAUAGUGCAUGUCUAGAUUGGUUUCACAGCAACAUAAGUGAAAAAGGUGUUGCUGGCUGUUACUAGAACUUCAUUGGUCUCAAGUUUUCAAGUUCAAAACAUCUCAGGCUACAUGGAUAUAAAGUAAUUCAUGUUAGCGAGGAAGUUGAUUCCAAGCUAUAGUAUGAACAAGUAACCCAUUUGCAUUGAUGAGCAAUUUGACACAGCACCACAACGAUACUUCUAUCCAAUGCAAGCAUCGACUCAAGGCUUAUAUUUGGCCUACUGGAAGGUUUAUGACAUGCCAGAUAUCACCCGAGAGAUUGGUCUCUUGUUUCUAGGGAGUUUUCUUUGACAUGAAACUGCUGCCCCUGUUCACCGUACCACUCUUUCCAACUUGACGACGUUUAUUAUCCGCAGCAUCCUUGGACUUCCUCGUGGUAAUUGGAUUUUCAUUGCCACUGUGGCUAGCCAUGAUCUUACACUGUGCGUGUCUGGACUGAACUGAAUUGUGGUUCUUCAAAACUGAUGGUUUUUCUGUUGUUUUUCUGUUUUUCUUCCCUAUCAUUAUAUCAUUUUCUGAAAAGGAUAUUGAAAGCUUCAAUCAAUAAAAUGAUAUUCACAA
This is a messenger RNA of Momordica charantia (bitter melon), 3024 nucleotides long. Lineage: Eukaryota; Viridiplantae; Streptophyta; Magnoliopsida; Cucurbitales; Cucurbitaceae. The record is from RefSeq and is a predicted model, not a curated record.